This is a messenger RNA of Toxorhynchites rutilus septentrionalis, 2619 nucleotides long. RefSeq names its product protocadherin Fat 2 (gene Cad96Cb). The transcript has 7 exons. Bases 462 to 2537 code for a protein of 691 amino acids. Gene Ontology annotation, cellular component: plasma membrane. Gene Ontology annotation, biological process: homophilic cell-cell adhesion. The record is from RefSeq and is a predicted model, not a curated record. Gene Ontology annotation, molecular function: calcium ion binding. NCBI's taxonomy places the organism in Eukaryota, Metazoa, Arthropoda, Insecta, Diptera, Culicidae.
AAAAACGUUUUGACAGCAGUUAGUGCGGCACUGGGGUUGAAACUGAACAAAAACGAAUUCGCUACUUGAUGUCUCAUUGGUUUUUGUCGUUUUUGUAUUGAAACAUUAAUCACAGUAAUUAUGCGUAAAUUUAUUCAACUUUGACAACCUGUUGUGCGUUUGUUCGGGAUUUGUGUAUUGACUUUUGGGAGAGUUAAUUAGUAACAAACACUCGGUGAAAAACCUGAACGAAACAAUAAUAAUGAGCUCGUUAUAACAGCAGUUUUAUGUUUACGCUUCGUACAGUGAUUAUAUAUCGUACAGUGAUUAUAUAUCGUACAGUAGAAAGUAUAUUUCAAGUUGGUCACAAUAUAGAUAUUUGCCAAAACAGUUCGAAAACCGCAACAAACCAAUAGAUACAUGAACGGACUUUAUUUGAAAUAUUCUAUUUCAUAUUGGCAGAUGUCGUGAAACCAACUAGAAUGUGGCGAAGGAGUGUUCUGCUUCUUAUAGGGUUAUAUCUUGAAAAUGGAACAGCACAGCUUCUGGACUCAAGAUGUUAUUUGGCUGAAGGAGGUUCGACGGAAAGUUUCCUGGCUAAUGAAGACGUUGCCGUUGGAUCUCUACUUGGAACCUUGAGUGUUAAUGGUGAUCCUCAAAAUGACAUAGUUUUAUCGCUACGUGAAAAAGAUGCACCAGUGAGCAUAAUACCAAAUUCGAAAAAUUUGGUAUUAAGCAAACCGCUAGAUAAAGAAGGAAUCGAAGGCCCCGCAUCAGUGUACGUGAAUGUCAUUUGUGAGAGGCGAUCAACCAAUGAUCCGAGUUUCGUUAUUCCUGUUAAUAUACGGGUCAUAGAUGUUAAUGAUAAUUCACCUCGCUGGAGUGGUGCCCCGUAUGCAGUCAAUGUUUCCGAAGUAACAAUAAUAGGAACAAGAAUAUUACAGGGGGUUCGAGCGAAAGAUUCUGAUCAACCUGGACCUUAUUCUACUAUCGAAUAUCAAGUCCUUCCUGGACCGCAUGCAAAGUUUAUUUCAUUCAUUUCACCCCUCGAGGGUACCCUAGUGUUAAAACAUGAAUUAAAUUAUGAAACCACAAAUAACCUCACGAUAAAACUACGCGCACAAGAUCAAGGGGUUCCUCCAAGGUUUGCUGAUACAACAUUAACCAUAAAUGUAUUAGAUGCAGAUGACCAGAACCCUAGAUUUAAUCAGGAUGUUUAUUAUGGAUUUUUCGAGGCUAAUCAGGUUGAUUCUAUUAUAACUUUGCACCCUGAACAUAUAAAGGCAAUCGAUCAAGAUUUCGGGAUAAACGCCUCAUUGCUGUAUUCAAUUGUUCCAUCAUCUCUGUCAGAUUAUUUUGCAAUAGAUCCCUACAGCGGGACUUUAAAAGUUCAGGGCCAUCAAAAUACUACCGGUAAUAUCACAUUGGUUAUAAAGGCAACACAGUCAGAUAAUUCGGACCGAUAUGCUCUGAGUACGGUAAUACUUUCACAAAAAGUUUCGGAAGAAAACCCCGAAACAGUGUUUCUUACGUCGAGAUAUAAAAUGAAUGUGAAAGAAAAUUAUGCUGUCGGUAGUAUACUAAAAAACCUUGGAGUACAUCCACACGGUAAUCAACAAGCAUCGAACGUAAAGUAUAAAAUUUUAAACGAAACAGAGCUACAUUGGUUCUCAGUUGAUAACAACGGAAACAUCAAGCUCAAUGGAAGAUUAGAUUAUGAAUCAAAACAUUUACAUGCAUUUACAGUCGAAAUAAAUGACGGAAUCAACAAGAGUUAUGUAGAAAUGAGAAUAGAAGUAAGCGAUGUUAAUGACUGGGAACCGAGGUUCAGGAAACCACGCUAUGGUUUUAGAAUAGUCAACAAUGGAAAUAUGACCCUUCCUGCAAUGAUUGGCAUAGUAGAAGCCGCAGAUGGCGACAUUAAUGAUAGAAUAACAUACACCCUUCUUGGAGAACAGUCAGAUGUAUUUUAUAUAGAUUCCAAAGGUGGACUAUGGCUAAGACAAAAUAUCACUGAGACAAAAGAAUUCCAUCUUUAUAUUGUCGCAACUGACUCUGGUGUUCCUCCAAGAACUACGAUGGUUCCUUUAUUCAUUGAUUUUCUUGAUACAAAAAAGUCAGUUCCAAAAUGGAAUCCUAGUGUUGUUAGUGGUAUUGGAGGGGUCAGCCUUCUGCUCUUAGUGGGUAUCAUAGCCACACUUGAUUAUAUGCGAAGGCAUAAGAAAAGAGACAAAAGCAACUCUUCCGUUUUAAUCGACAACAAUGUUAUACCGUCGUCUGUGAACCAUGACUAUAUGCGUGACUCCUGUAGCUCAGUUAGUGCAAGUGCUUCCACCAUACUUGCGGCCAGCUUGGAUAUGGAACAUGAAUCGUACGCUACAACGAUUAAAGAUAUUAUCUGCCGAACACAAAACAGCAAUAUUCCUAACCAUCGAAGUAAUGACUCAAAACAGGACUCCAGGUUGGAUUCGGGCAUUGGACCUAUUCAAAGCAAUCAUGAAAAGAUUCAAUAUGACAGCGAACAAAGUGGAAGAUGUUACUUGACUGUAUAUUUUUGAACAUUGUUACAUUUGCUUGCAUUAAAUUUAUAUAAAUUAGCUUAGGUUUAGAGAAAUUUUGUAAUAAAAUCAGUACAAUAUA